Molecule: messenger RNA, 1059 nt
Organism: Penicillium diatomitis
Lineage: Eukaryota; Fungi; Ascomycota; Eurotiomycetes; Eurotiales; Aspergillaceae
Product: vacuolar protein sorting-associated protein 26
Exons: 5
Coding region: 1-1059 (352 amino acids)
Biological process (GO): retrograde transport, endosome to Golgi; intracellular protein transport
Cellular component (GO): retromer complex; endosome
Source: RefSeq, a predicted model, not a curated record
AUGGCGGCCCUCUUCUUCUCCACCCCCGUCGACAUCGACGUCGUCCUAGAGGAUCUGGACGAGCGCCAGACCGUCGAUGUCAAGCUUGACAAGGGUCGCCGUGAACGCGUCCCUCUGUACAUGGACGGAGAGUCGGUCAAGGGUGCAGUGACCAUUCGACCCAAAGAUGGCAAGAGAUUAGAGCAUACCGGCAUCAAGGUGCAAUUCAUUGAGAUGUUCUACGACCGAGGCAACCAUUACGAGUUCCUGUCGCUCGUCCAGGAAUUGGCUGCUCCCGGCGAGCUGUUACACCCCCAGACCUUCCCCUUCAACUUCAAAAAUGUCGAGAAGCAGUACGAAUCAUACAACGGGAUCAAUGUGAAACUGCGCUACUUUGUGCGCGUCACGGUCUCCCGGCGCAUGGCCGACGUCAUUCGCGAGAAGGACCUCUGGGUGUAUUCGUACCGCAUGCCACCCGAGACCAACAGCCCAAUCAAGAUGGAUGUGGGUAUUGAGGACUGCUUACAUAUCGAGUUCGAGUACUCCAAAUCCAAGUACCACCUCAAGGAUGUCAUUGUCGGCCGGAUCUACUUCCUGCUCGUGCGCCUCAAGAUCAAGCACAUGGAGCUCUCCAUCAUUCGACGGGAAACCACUGGUUCUCCCCCAAAUCAAUACAACGAAAGCGAAACACUCGUACGGUUCGAGAUCAUGGACGGAUCUCCUUCAAGAGGUGAAACCAUUCCCAUCCGUCUCUUCCUUGGCGGAUUCGACCUUACACCCACUUUCCGCGACGUCAACAAGAAGUACUCAACACGGUACUAUCUGAGCCUGGUUCUUAUCGACGAAGAUGCCCGGCGCUAUUUCAAGCAAUCCGAAAUUGCGCUCUUCCGUCAGGCCCCUGAGAUCGCCGCCACCCCGCAGAUCGCUCAACAACAGCAAAUCCAGCAGCAGGUGCUCCUGCAGCAACAGCAAGCAGUCCUACCGCCGGGAUCCGCCACUGCGGGCCCGGGACGUGAGAUCUCAUCUGCUGCCUCUCGAGAAAACAACGUUCCGGCAGCUGUCUCGGCUCCUGCAGCGUGA